AUGGUUACCACCAGCAAAAAACGGCUGUCUGCUUCGUCGAUGUCACCGCAGCCUUCGAUCCCGUUGAUCGUGAGUGUCCCUGCGGCGGACAAUGGAUCAGGAUGCUAUGUCCGCGAAAAUAAUCGUUAUGGUCAGGGCUUGCCAUCGCUCCGUCAGUUUUAGUUCACAAUGAGCUCCGGAUUUUUCAUAUUCGGCCUGGCGUUCGGCAAGGUUGCAUCUAGUCUUCCAUUCUGUCUAACCACGGCACGUUCCCGGAAGGGCUUUACGCUGUACCCCGAAGCCGGCUGACAGACCUUGUCUUCGCUAUGGUGGCCUACAGUCUGUGAUGUCACGGGCGAAUGAGGCCGCCAAAUCAUUUUAUUUACCCAAAACGAGGGAAAAUGUUUUGAAGCUGGAUCUCUGGCCAGGCGAGGGCACCCCUCAGGACUAAUGACUGUCAGCAUGCGGAAGGGGACGGUUUCAAAUUCCUCGGGGGACGACAUCGUCUUCCGAGUCGGCGUCACUCGCAGGUUUCCCACAAUAUUCAGGUGGUGUUCUUGGACUCGACGCUAUAUCUCCACCGUCGCGAAGAUCCGCGUUUACCAGGCAUCUCACGGGUCUGUCCUGCGCGCUUGUCUGUGCUGUGUUGUGCACGUUGGAAACGAAUAAAAAAUAAAUAAAAAGCUGGUGGUGUUUGCGCACCGUUAUCUGAGAACCAUCAUUCGAGUGAAGUGCACCGACUUCGUCCACACCCGCUGAGUUGGUUUGGGCACGUUGUUUUUUGUCACCCACUUCAUGACUUCCACGCUGCCGUCCAUCUGAGGUCGCCGACGAGGAGCUCAGUUCAAAAACUCCCACAAAACAAUCAGUCAAAACAUGGAAGUGGUUCUUGGACCUCUAGUAUUGGAUCUCGUUGCUGAAGAAGAGAAUGAAUCAAGCUCUUAAGAUCUACCAAGUGGAAAGGUACCAUCUGCGACACCAUAUAGACCAGUUGGGUCAGAAUUUAUCGCAGCGGUCGCGAGUACAUUCGUCAUUUCGCAAUGCGGCUACGACCUGUGACCUUUCUAUAGGUAGUGUUUUGUCGGGUCGCCCUCUGGUCAUGAGGGCCUGCUAAUUCCGCAGCCAACUUUCGCUAAAGUCAUUUCAAUAUCCAGCACCCACUGACGGACAGGCGUUGUCUCCAAAAGGUUCAUAUUAUCCCGGGGAUGCAUGUCAUAGGCCUAUGUACUGGCCAAUCAGUUGCUUCGCGUGUGAGCGUUGACUCGUUUGGCGUUUUGGUGUUUGUGUUGUCACCAGUGCGAACCUCGUCACCGAGACACGCCUCGGCUCCACCAGAGUUCUUGACACAGUGACAAUCUUUUGUGAGUUAUCAUCACCGCAGUCACAUGCAAGCGGGCCUACGGACGACUGUAAGUGAACUUGUCUGUACGCCAGGGUAAAGCCGAAGACAGGUUGGGGAGAUUGAUAAGAAGGUAAAUUACACCGGAGGAAGCGAAAUAAGGAAAGUUAUAAGUAGCCAAGUCGAUUCAAAAAUCUUACUGACGGAUUGGGUAUUGAUUCUGGUUUUCGGUUUCCGAGGCUAGCUACCAAAAAUCUGCUCAGUGGUGAGCUUGUCUCAUGGCAGAAUCCCGGCAAGACGCAGCCUGACUGUUAGCUCAGCCUCGGGCUUCCUACUGCAUAAACCGGUAGGGAAUUUUGAGAAGACCCUCAGUGACCUUUUGUCUGCUAAACUGCGCUGCCAUGCACAGAAGCACGUAAGUACAUAGGGAAAUGAACUGCGCAAAGGGUAGCCGUAUGGUAAACACGGAUAUUAGGCAUGUUUCUGACGGUUUGUUCAAAUUUCUGAUAUCUUAAGAAGUCCAAAACAGCAUUUAGUUCAGCUGGAUGACCUGGUAAGAUUUGUGCUUGGACGUACUGACGAAGAAACUUUGGGCUUUAGUAGUCUUUCCUCCAGUUAUUUAGCCGACGUUCAGAAUGCGCCGAAACUGACGAAAUACUGCCCAGAAACAAGUUCAAUUUGUGAAGUUAUUUUGCGGGCAAUAGGUGCUUGAAAGAGGCGAAUAUUUUGAUUGGAGGAAAUGUGCGAGCUUGACUUUUGAGAACCUCAACCGUUAAGAACGACAAGGUCCACAAAUGCUCAACAAGAUGGGCCCAGCAGGGGUGACUUUCGACGCGCCUACCUCACUCUCUCUUCCGAUGACAAGGUCAAGACGACUGGCGGUAGGUGUGGGGCAGUGACUGACAGAGUUAUUUGAUCCCUCUGCACGCUCCACAGACGAUCUGGCCCAGGCCUCAUUCAGUUAGGGUGGGCGGGGUUUUUGGAUACUAAAUAAGCGGAAGUGUCAUUACAGCCGUAGCUGUCGAAUAUGCGUACGCUCCUUAGACCUGUACCCACUCACACUUGAUACGGCUUCGUCUAUCCUCAAUUUGGCUGUUGUGGGUUGUGGACUGCUGUGGUACACACUGUGGGCAUCACCGAUCACGACGGUCAAGCUGUUGAAUAGUUUUUUUAGAUGGGAUUGUUAGUUCCUUCCCUUACUCAACCCUUCCCCCCAUUUUCCAUCGCUUCUUCCUCUUCCAGCUUCCCGCCUUAACGAUCCCUCUGGUAGGUCCGGCUGGGGAGAAGAAGAUAGCUACGGCAGUAUGCACUUCCCUGGCCUGUCUGCAAACUUCCCACAAGGAUGACUCCUCCCUCGUCAUCGUCUUCACUGGACACAUGGAUGGGAUCGUGGCGUCUUCUAGCUUUACCCAAAAACGCCAGCUCUUCGCUUGGAGGGCACACUCCCACUGUCAGGUUAUUGGACUGGCUGUUCAUCUGUGGACCGCCGUCUCCACGUCUCCAUGUGUCAUUUCGCAGGGUCGGGAUGGCUAUAUUCGUUUCUGGCGGGUGGACGUCGCCCUGGGCCACGCCACAUGUGCGUCGCCAUUCGCAUUUACAAUUAGUGAAUAAUUCUACUUUAUCUAAUCAGUAGGCAUUAUUUUGUAGUCAUAAUUAUGCAAGACGGUUAUUUUCACCACUAGGUCAAUCACGAUCAGUUCCCACCGGGAAUCCUCCACUUUUUCGCCUAGUGCGUCAUGGAAUUUAAGACCGUCUCAGUUAGAAUCACUGAAUUUAGAAUGAAGUAAGAAAUCAGGAGUUAGCUACUAGACUGAUAGAUUUGGUAGAUGUGAACGGUACACUUUCAUUAUGUUGUAGCUGCGGGUGCUCAUUCGAAUAUAUGCACGGAAUUUCGGGCCAAAUUUUGAAAUUUCGUAUCGGCUGAUUACUUCAAGUUUCCUUUUUAAUUUCGAAAUAAAGCAUAAAGGCUGCGUUUGGUAAAUCGAAUGUGGAAAACGGUGACGCACUCUAUGAUUAGUUCAGCCCCUUACGACUGAUUCAUGUAACUUUGAUGUUUAGACCGACUUAUAACAUCUGCGAGUUACUAUCCUCGUUUAUUUUGCGCCUGCUAUGCUAAACUUGCGAAUUUAUCAUGGCUGCUUCCAAUGUAUGCAUAAUAUAUCUAAUAUGUCUGCUUUCGCGGCAAGCCCACCGUGUACUUCUGGAAUGCCUCACCAAACGCGUCUGUGAGAUGUCUUUACCGGUUGUACUUGGGAGGACUGGCUUGAUGGCCGAAUCUUCCCUCCAGCACGUGAGUAGUGUCCAAUCAAAGCGCUCCUGGCGUCCCUGUGUGCGUUUGGCGCAUGGCUUAUACUUUAGGGUAAGGUGAUACCAUACUAACGGCACAGAUACUAGCCAAAAGCCCAUACACGCGGGUUUCGCCGAUGUUUUGCCGCUGCAUGGCGCAGCUGCGAGGGUUCGGCUCGUCAGUGGGUCCCCCAGCAUUCCCCGUGUGUUUUCUGGUAGAUACUCCAAUUUAGAAAUUGUCGCUUUUUAAUUUUCUCAGAAAUUAUCUACGAAGUUGGCUUAUAGUUGGUAGUUGUAGCUGGUCAUCGGCAUGUGGCGUACUACAAGAGGUUGACGUUUACUUUGAAAAGCAGUGUCAGUGGACAAAAAGACUGCUAAGAUACGGAUAAGGCGCAAUACAUAUUGCCCCUUGGAACCAGGUACUUAUAAAAUUCAAUCUGUAGGAAAGAUAUGUUGCUUGCUGACAAAUCCGUUUGCAUCCGGACCUUACUUACACAAAUCUUCUCGGUUUUUAACAUCGCUACGCGCAUUUCAACCUCGUUUGUGCAACGAAGAGUAUGAUGAAGGCAUCCUAUUCACGUUUCGCAUCUGAAGAGAAGUCACUGGAAUUCAGCAAUUCAUAUCGCGUGGUCCCGUGUAAAGUAGCAUUGCUUGGAUUAAUUAAUCAAGGGUUACGUUGCAACACGUCCACGAUGCAUCCCACACAGCCAGUGCGAUGAUGGUGUGGCGGUCAACCAUGUGAGAUCAACUUAAACCACGCACAAUAAGUUCGUUUCGUCUAAGGUCAGAAGUCAGGGAGCUGUGAGGACUAGUUUAUUCUGUACACAGGGCAGGUUGCCGUAAGUUGGCUGUUUGCUUGCAACAGAGAUAGGCGUCCGUUCACGGAGAGCGUCAGUCGCGAUGUGUCGUUUACGCGGCGCGAAAGUCUGUUUCAAUGGGUGGGGGUGACUGGCUGAGUGCUGAUCAUGAGAUUGGACGAAUUAGAGGAGGAUUAGGGGGACGCAUAAUCACAUGGGCUCACGGGUAUCAAGCCAGGCCGUCCGAUGCGCAUGAAGUGAUAAUAGUUUGUGGGGGAAGCCGGGGGUCACUGCAGCUGGACAGGAGGGGCCCCAGUUCUAGCCGGCGGGGGUGGUCGUGUGUCAGCGGCCUGUCAACGAUUGUCGCGGCCAUCGUCCGACAAGAUGGAGCCGGAGAAAAGGGGGACUGGGGCGGCAGCUACAAUGGUUCCAUUCGUCCAGGUACCACCACAGUUAUAUCAUCAAUAUGAUUACAAGCAUGAAGCGUCGAGUCGGGAAUACGUUAGUGGCAACAAGUAGUCAAAUACGACAUUAGUAGGUGUUGUGAUGAAUUUCGACAAUCUAAUUGGCCGUCCACCUUCGAAAACUCGACGACCUGGGGGGGGGGCUCAAACUCGCAACAGAAGGUGCAAGGAUUUAGUCCGGCCAAUUCUCUGACCAUCUUAACGACUAGGAAUCGAGGCUGUCGGCUCUAAUUUGCGGGUGGAAUUGUUCUGACCCUAUGUUCGCAUGCAAUUUUAGGGCUCUCAUCACGACUUGAUGAAAAUCAUCGUUUACUUCGCCCUCACUAAAUUAUGGCCUACUUGCAAAUUAUGAGUAGUGCACAUUUCGGACAUUUAGGUGCCCACGAGCUUCCCUGCUGUGAAUUCACAUUCUGCGCAUUCAGUGCGUGGCGAGUCGAUCCUAGUCCGGAAGCAACCCUCUCCUUCCUGGCCUUCGUCACAACAGAAUCCAGCGAGAGUCCGGACUUGACAAUAGAAGCCAUCCGUUCAGAAGACAAUCUCACCGUGGCCAGCGUUGACUCUGCUCUCAUCUCCAAACUGGGAAUGUGUAUGGCUCUCUGUGGGCUCCCGGAGGACCCCGGCCCACUGGGGUCUUCACCUCGUUGUCUCUUUCUGGCCGCCUUUGAAGCCAGCUGUGUCCUCCUCUUCUGCGAGGGCAAACCGCUUCUCAGGGUUUCGCCUGAAUCGACUGCAGAGUGUCGUCCAAUCACUUGCUUGGCUCUCGGUCCCGACCUUGUCGCCCCGGAUGGCGAGGCCUUUCGCCCGGUCGCAGUCGGACGGACUGCCAUAGAGGUGGUGGACAGUUCAAGGACCCAGAAGCAUGCAGCUCAUGAUUUGGAGCUUCUGCAACUGCGUCGUGCCGGUACGUUUUGACUUGCUUGUCCACAAAAGACGUCUGCCAGACAGUCCAAACGUCUUGUUGGUUAAAAUACAUCGAGACGACAUGAGAAGAACGACCUAUUUCGUCAGAAUUGGAAGCUUUUUGUCUGUACAAGCCCACUGCAGCAAAGACGCAAAUCAGGGUCACUGUAUGCAAGGUCAGUAGGUAUUCCCAGAAGCAGAAGCACACACUUGCGCAAUCCCGUUGGCUAGCUGGUCUCCAAGUGGCGUAAAGCCGAUGGAAAGUCUUUUGGUUAAGCUAUCAUGGAAGGGUUGUUGACCGAUUAGGCUACGAUGCGGAAUCUUCUCGUCCUGCUUCGCCCCGAAAAUUCAGUCGAAACCCCUGCGGGCAGUCGCAUACCGCCUUCCUUCUGCAUAACUGCCGUAACCGGAUCGAUGAGCAACCCUUCCGUGCUAUUUAAUAUCUCCGAUGGCAGUGGACUGAAAAACGAGUUCGUGGCUUACUGGCAGAUUGUUAAACUUAACGCCAGAUGAUCAUUUAAAGAGGCCAACUCCGAACCCCAACGUUUGGUCUAGUUGGUAUAUAACAGUUAAUAAGCCAGAAAUGACCAUACCAGUCUCCCUCGUCCUUCUGCAGUUUCUGCUAUUAUCGGAAAAUCAAUAAAUGACCGUGAAAUGGCAGUAUGCAUCCGUCUUCUCCGAUUUUACGUCACUCCUUUCACCAUAACGGUCAGAAGUAGACUGCGAUCCAAUCAGGCAAUCUUGUGCCGGGGUGUGCAUUUCCCCUCGAUCUUUCAAAACAUUUCCAUUACCGCCCCCCCCCUUGCAGUCCAUGGCAUUCUCAAGGGCAGUUAUCUGAUCCAAGAGUAUGGCUUAACCCCACAUGACUGUCAGUUAGAUUUACAGGCUUUGCCUACUUCAGUGACGAACUUAUCGCAAUUUUUCCGGUUCGUUUAGACACCAAUGAGUACACACUCAUCCGUCCCUCCAAAUCCUUUCGCUCCCUGCCGCCCAGUUCGCACGGUGUCAGUGCGUUGGCCUGGCGGGACGAUGGCAAACUACUCGCCGUCGCCCUCUGGAACGGUGAUGUCAGGCUUCUGGCCACCUCCCCAACCCGCCUGCGCUUCCUAGGCACCCUUGUAAGUCCCGGUGCCGUUUUGGGCGGUGGUUGUCUUCUGGGUGAAUGGGCCUCCCUAUCUUCCACCGCUGUCACCGCCGUUUCCACCGAGGUUGCUGACGCCCCCUCCGCUGACGCCAACAAAACUCAACCCAAGGACACUGACCAGUUGACGCUGUCCGUCCGAGCCUGCCUCUUUAUGCCAUCACCGUUGCACUGGCUCCUCACCACGUCGCCUGCAGCCGCAGGUGGGGCCGGGGCUUUCAACGCCUGGGAUGUGUAUCGAAACUGA
This is a messenger RNA of Spirometra erinaceieuropaei, 7153 nucleotides long. The record is from the annotation of a GenBank genome assembly. NCBI's taxonomy places the organism in Eukaryota, Metazoa, Platyhelminthes, Cestoda, Diphyllobothriidea, Diphyllobothriidae.